UACCUAGCUAGUACGUUGAGGUGGGCAACUAUGGUGCACCAUAGAAGAGCAGGCGCCACUUAUAAUUACAAAUAAAAUAAGUGGCUUUUUUUUUUUUUCUAUUUCAUCUCACAAGUCAGAUUUAGCCUUUCCAUUCCAUCUUGCUCUGCAGGGUUUUGUUUUUCUUUCUUUCUUUCUUUCUGUCUUUCGAGUUUUGACCUGAAUUGAUGGAGCCCGAGAAGAUCAUGGAGCCGGUCGUGAUUUUGUUAAGAAGAGACUAUAUCGAUAUCAUGUAUCGGUAUUUCACAGGAAUGACUGGCCACAGCUUCCGCGGCAAGGAGAUUCUUGGAGAAUUGAUGAACGCCGAGUUAUUCGGAGGCUUCGACACCAAAACUUGUCAAGACUUCAUUAAUUGGUUCACUAACAUUGAUUCCUCUGGCAAAACCUAUUAUCGUCAUAAAUUCGAAACUCUUUGCGAAUCAGACUCAUUUUUUCGUCUCUGCCAAGACCUGUAUCUGCACCGCUACCGUAUAGUUAGUCGUCGGAACAUAAUUUCCCUAAAAAGCUUGGACGGAGUGGCUACAAGCGUUGACAUGAGAGUUGUCGCCGCUGAAUCUGAGGUUUUGAGUGCUUUUACAGAUCGUGGUGGUGGGCGCCGCUUGGUCGAAGGGGAUGAGAUCCCGCUAAAGAAUUUAUCAGGCAAGAUCGUCUCAGAGAUCACGCACUUCAUGAACAAAAAACACGAUUUUAGCAGGGAAUUGAAGAACCUUAUCAUCAACUACAAGGGUUGGUGUACACAAUAUCUUAAGCUUAACCGAACCAUGCUCUCAGACUUGAAUGAGGCUGCGGAAUUUCUGGGCAUCAAGAGCUUGUUCAAGUUGACAGGAAGGGCAGUGAUGGAAUUAGGGGAAAAAACUAUGGAGGAGAUAACAGAGUGGUGCGGGAGACUUUCAUUUUCAGAAAUGCUCUCAUCCCUUGUGGUUGGGGUUGAAGAGGAUCUCAGGGAAAGGGAGGCUCCUUCCCUUUGGCCUUUUGCAUGACAAACUCAAAUAAAAUCCAAAUGUUCUUUAGCAGUAAUGUUGGAAGUGGAACCAAUAAGUCUAGGCAUUUACUGCCUUCAUUGUGUCUUUUAAUCUCAUGAUUUGACAGUUUUACGAAAGUACGAUGUUAGGUGUACACUAUAAUUAGCCACUAAAAUUAAUCAUCAGUAUAAAAUAUAUGUUAGAAUAUAAAUACAUAUUGAAAAUAAAUUAAA
Messenger RNA from Arachis stenosperma, 1234 nucleotides. RefSeq lists its product as uncharacterized. Gene Ontology annotation, molecular function: cullin family protein binding. Gene Ontology annotation, cellular component: nucleus; cytoplasm. NCBI's taxonomy places the organism in Eukaryota, Viridiplantae, Streptophyta, Magnoliopsida, Fabales, Fabaceae. The record is from RefSeq and is a predicted model, not a curated record. Gene Ontology annotation, biological process: SCF-dependent proteasomal ubiquitin-dependent protein catabolic process. The coding region runs from base 207 to 1019 and encodes 270 amino acids. The transcript has 2 exons.